GCGUCUCUCAGCCUCCUCAGCCUUCUUCUCCUCCUCCAACAACAACACCCUCACAAACAACAACACCCCCACACCCAUCAACAUGACUGGUCGCGGCAAAGGUGGCAAGGGUCUCGGAAAGGGUGGCGCCAAGCGUCACCGCAAGAUUCUUCGUGACAACAUCCAGGGUAUCACCAAGCCCGCUAUCCGCCGUCUCGCCCGCCGUGGUGGUGUCAAGCGUAUCUCGGCCAUGAUCUACGAGGAGACGCGCGGUGUCCUCAAGACGUUCCUCGAGGGCGUCAUCCGCGACGCCGUCACCUACACGGAGCACGCCAAGCGCAAGACCGUCACCUCCCUCGACGUUGUCUAUGCCCUCAAGCGACAAGGCCGCACCCUGUACGGUUUCGGUGGCUAGAUGUUUUUCCUUCACGCUUUUCAUGUUACGACUUCUGCCGGCUUCUUCAGUCCAUGGUCGGCUUCGGUGCUUGGUGGGAUGGUCACAGCCUUGUACAGUAUAGUAAGGCUCGGAGUUCACGGUUAUAUCAGUCGGUUCUGCUUUGCAUGGAAUGAUACCAUAAUAC
This is a messenger RNA of Exserohilum turcica Et28A, 560 nucleotides long. RefSeq lists its product as uncharacterized. NCBI's taxonomy places the organism in Eukaryota, Fungi, Ascomycota, Dothideomycetes, Pleosporales, Pleosporaceae. Gene Ontology annotation, biological process: nucleosome assembly. The transcript has 2 exons. The record is from RefSeq and is a predicted model, not a curated record. Gene Ontology annotation, molecular function: protein heterodimerization activity; DNA binding; structural constituent of chromatin. Bases 83 to 394 code for a protein of 103 amino acids. Gene Ontology annotation, cellular component: nucleosome.